Spathaspora passalidarum NRRL Y-27907 is the source of this 2184-nucleotide messenger RNA. RefSeq names its product polynucleotide 5'-hydroxyl-kinase. Lineage: Eukaryota; Fungi; Ascomycota; Pichiomycetes; Serinales; Debaryomycetaceae. Gene Ontology annotation, biological process: cleavage in ITS2 between 5.8S rRNA and LSU-rRNA of tricistronic rRNA transcript (SSU-rRNA, 5.8S rRNA, LSU-rRNA). Bases 27 to 2042 code for a protein of 671 amino acids. The record is from RefSeq and is a predicted model, not a curated record. Gene Ontology annotation, cellular component: nucleus. The transcript has a single exon. Gene Ontology annotation, molecular function: polynucleotide 5'-hydroxyl-kinase activity.
AGAAGAAACCAUAUUCAGCUUUAUAGAUGAGUGCCUACGCGGCCCUAAAGGAUAAUUCCUCGUUAGGAUCAAUAUUCCAUGAAAGUGGUGAUGCAUAUGAAGACGAUGGUGAUGAUGGAAUUCAUUACCAAGCCAAUUCCUCCGAUGAAGAAAUUUACACUGAGAAUCGGAAUCCAUUCACAGCCUUGUCUACAAAGUCGAUUCCCAACUCACAAAGACCACGAGAAAUGGAUCCGCCAAAGGUAAUUUCAUGGUCUAAAUAUAUACCUAGUAGGGAUAAUACAGUAUUUGGGGAGAAUUAUGUCAUAUUUGGCUUGAAAACAGGCGAAUAUCUUGUUCUAAAUGGUCAAUUCACUGUAACAAUCCAAAAAGGUUCCAUUUUGAUUAACCAAUGUCACUACGUCGCAGCUAAUCCAUAUAAAUCAUAUAAAAUUGUUGCAUUGCAAUCCCAAUCGUUGCCUAUAAUAUCAAGUACCCAGUCAAUUGAUACACUGAAUGAAACGUUCGCCAGUAAAACCGAAGAGAACGCACAUCUAUUUACAGGUGAAUUCAAAUCAAUAGUUAAGAUACAUAAUAUGGUGACAGGUAUAGAGAGUAUAGGUAAAUAUUAUCCUCCUUUGAAGGGUCUAUUAUUUGGCAAUGAAAAUGAUGAGGAUAUUAUUACCACAGACGAAGCUAUGUUCCAAAAGUAUUCUUUUGAAAUUAUAUUGAGAGAGAAAGGAUUUCUGGCACUUUCUGUCAGUAAAAUGUGGCUGGAAAAGAUGAUUGAAAUAGCUAACAACAAUCUAGAUUCAGAUACGAACACUACCAUGGUCAUUGGAAAUAAAAACAGUGGGAAGUCUACUUUUUCAAAACUCCUUUUGAACUCCUGUCUUCUACUGAAUAGCAGUUACCCUGUUUGUUAUUUGGAUCUAGAUCCAGGUCAAUCAGAACUAUCACCACCUUAUUGUAUAUCGCUUUGUCUUCUAUCUGAAAUCAAUUUUGGUGCAUGGUUUCCAUCAGCAAGCAUCAAAGAUCGCCAUGAUCAAUAUUUUGGAUAUACCAGCCCAGUUCAUUUGCCAGAUAGGUAUCUUGAAAUUGUCGAAAGUUUAUUUAGCUGUUAUGAAACGAUAUAUAGACCAAAAGGUUACCGGUUGAUUAUCAACACCCCUGGAUGGAUUAAAGGCUAUGGGAAAGAACUAUUGACUAAUAUUACCGAGAAAGUCAAUCCAGAUACAUUAAUUUUGUUGUCAAGUUCUUUGGAUUUAGAGAGUGAAGAGAACGCUGAAAUUUUGCAAAAUUUACAAUUUAAAUCAUUGACAAUUCUCCCCGGAAUCUUUCAGCUCUCAAAGUACUCCCCUUCACAAAUUAGGGUUCUAAAUAAGAUGCUAUAUUUCCACCAGACAGCCCCAGGGAAAUUUGAUUUCCAAUCUCACAUUCUAGAUCAGUCCCCAUUGAAGCUUUCUUACGAGACUACAGAGGUCGACUUGACAGCCUUUAGAGGAAUAAAUGCCGUGUCUGUGUUGAAUCACUCCAUUGGAAUAAAUUUCGACUACCAAGAUUUAUUCACUUUAAUAGAAUCUACAGUCAUGGGGGUAUAUUUUAUUAAGAAGGAAGUUUAUGAAGCAAUCAAGAAAUCUUUGCACCAUGGCAAACAUCACGAUAGCCAUCCCUAUUACUUGGAUCCUGGUAGUUUAUUAGAGCUACUGAAAUGCAACCCAGAUAGUGUCAGCGUAGAGUUCCUGGGCUUAUUAAUGCUCCAUAGUAUUAACAGUGCCCAGAAAUACAUGAACAUAUAUCUUCCUAGAAAUAUGAUAAAGCUGUUACAACAAAAGCUUGAGUCCAACUAUAAAAUGGUAUUGGUCCGAGGCGAAGGAGACUUACCUAGCGCUGAAAUUCUACAUCCCGGUCUUGUUUCUCGUGCAUCAAAGCGGAAUAAACAAGAGCUUUUAUUUGGUAGCCAAGCAUUGUUCCCAUAUGUGAGUUUUGAAAGAAAACCAAAACUAGGUGGGGUAUGGAAAGUGAGAAGAAAUGUUAUGAGGAGAGGCCAGCAGCGCCAAUAACAGCCCACAGGUUAUACCAUUUAGGACUAGGAUAGGGCGAUGGAAAUUUAAAAAUUAUAACAGAAAUCAGCGAAUAAGUCGAGAGUAAUAUUAAUAUUUAUUUUAGAUAAUAUCAUUUUCAAAUACAAGAGCUUAAUUGUAA